AUGUUCGCCGCCUACUACAACCACGUUGCCAUUGUCUCCCUCCUGCUGGACUGGGGCGCCGACGUGACUGCUGUGAAUGCUGAUGGCUGGAAUGCCCUUCAAUUUGCGGUGCGUCGCUACUCCCGCGCUAGUCAACGCGUCAUUGAAAAGCACAUCGUUAGUCUGCUGCAAAACAAGCCGGAGAACCUUUGUCUCUCCACCGGCGUCGGUCGGUAG
Molecule: messenger RNA, 216 nt
Organism: Dibothriocephalus latus
Lineage: Eukaryota; Metazoa; Platyhelminthes; Cestoda; Diphyllobothriidea; Diphyllobothriidae
Source: the annotation of a GenBank genome assembly